CUCCUCCCCCUCCAUCACCACAAUCGUUAAGAGAUCCAGCAGUCCCAUAUAUAUGACCACAAGGAUGUCGCGAAUCAUCCUACUUCCCCUCUUCACCAUCGCCCUGAUCUCAUCCCUCCCCCUUUCCCGUUCAGCCAACUUUGAGAUAAGGAACCAGUGCUCCUACACCCUAUGGGCAGCAGCCGUCCCCGGCGGUGGUCAGCAGCUCGAUCCUGGCCAGUCCUGGAACCUCUUCGUCAACCCCGGCACCAAGAUGGCACGCAUAUGGGCCCGCACGGGAUGCAACUUCGACGGCAGCGGCCACGGCAGCUGCCAAACGGGCGACUGUGGUGGGGUUUUGGCCUGCCAGGCCUUUGGGCAGCCUCCCAACACCCUGGCUGAGUAUGCGCUGAACCAGUUCAACAACCUCGACUUCUUUGACAUCUCGCUGAUAGACGGGUUCAACGUCCCCAUGGCGUUCAACCCCGUCAGCGGCAGCUGCAAGGGGAUCACCUGCAACGCUGACAUCGUCGGGCAGUGCCCCAACGAGCUUCGGGUGCCCGGUGGCUGCAACAACGCCUGCACUACCUUCAAGCAAGAUCAGUACUGCUGCACCGGAUCAGCGGCAAACAACUGCGGGCCGACCAACUACUCCCAGUUCUUCAAGGACAGAUGCCCUACCUCUUACAGCUACCCCAAGGACGAUGCAACCAGCACUUUCACUUGCUCCAACACUGACUACCAAGUCAUCUUUUGCCCUUAAACUAAGUUUCUCUGGCCGCAUGCAAACAGUAAACGGACCUUAUUAGCUAAUACUGGUACUAAAUAAAAGCAUUUCAAUAAAUGAACGCACUGCUUUCCUUUUAUGCACUUGUAAUUUCAUGGACUGCUUGAUCUCUGUUGAAGCUUGGAUUCCCACAAUUAAUAAAGCAUGUAGCAAGCAGCACCGUCUGCUAGUUGUUGCCA
Nymphaea colorata (pocket water lily) is the source of this 945-nucleotide messenger RNA. RefSeq names its product protein P21-like. Gene Ontology annotation, biological process: defense response. The record is from RefSeq and is a predicted model, not a curated record. The transcript has a single exon. Lineage: Eukaryota; Viridiplantae; Streptophyta; Magnoliopsida; Nymphaeales; Nymphaeaceae. The coding region runs from base 53 to 742 and encodes 229 amino acids. Gene Ontology annotation, cellular component: extracellular region.